CUUUGGGGACGAAAGAGAGAAUGCUAAUUGGCGCGAUGGCUACUGGUGUGUUGUAAUUUGUGCCCGAGGAGAUUGUGUGUAUUGGUUGGUGAAAUGUGAUUAUUUAAUUCCUAUUAACUUCAGUUUAGUGUCCAGUGAAGUGUUGUAGAAAAUGUAGUGGUGUACAGACUCUAUCCCGAAACCGACUCAUCGAAAUUUUUUUGAUUUUGUUAAAUGUCAUCAUCUGUAGCAGUCGUGACUCGAGCGUGAUUUCACUUCAGACGUAGAAUUAAAUAAUGUCAUCGCUUCAGAAGAAAGUUCUUAAAACUAAUCUCCCUACUGGCCCGUCUGUUGCAAGAAGGCGCCUUGCAGUGGGCAGUAAACGUGAUUACGCUCCCACAAAAUGGAAUAAAUAUUUCAGUGAAUAUGAAGAUGUACAUGUUCGAGAAAACACAUUUCGUGUGUAUAAGCGAGGUGACAGUGGUCCUGCUUUGGUUUUAUUACAUGGUGGAGGAUUCUCUGCACUUACUUGGGCAGUCUUUUCAGCAUCGGUGACAAACUUGGUUGCGUGCCGAGUUCUGGCUAUUGACCUGAGGGGCCAUGGUGACAGUGAAACGACAGAUGAUGAGGACCUGUCUGCUAAGACAAUGGCAAGUGAUGUUGGAGAUACUAUAAGCAUGCUGUAUGGCACUGAUGCUCCCCCAGUAAUUUUGAUUGGACACAGCAUGGGUGGGGCAAUUGCAGUUCAUGUUGCUGCUGCUGAUUUAAUACCAUCACUUUGUGGACUAGUGGUAAUAGAUGUUGUUGAAGGGACUGCUAUGGAUGCUCUUACAAGUAUGCAGAGUUUCUUACGUAGCCGUCCCACUGGGUUCAAAUCAAUAGAACAAGCUGUCGAAUACAGUGUUCGUAGUGGACAAGUCAGAAAUUUGGAGUCAGCUAAAGUUUCUAUGCCUGGCCAAAUAAAGAACUGUGUUACUAACAAGGCAGCUACAAAUGACCUUAAUUUGUAUGAACCUUCAGAGGACUCACUCGUUGCUGAGAUAUUAUCUUCCGAGAAUGUUAUCCAAGAAGAACCAAGUGGAGAAGAAAAUGACAACACUUCUUGUAGUGGUACAAAUGCAACUCAUCAUACCAAAGACUCUUCAGAUACAGAUGAUACGUGGGAACAACAAAGCUGUUCUGUCCAAGAAAAGAAACGCAGUAGAACAGCUGACAAAUAUACGUGGCGAAUAGACCUAGCAAAGACAGAGAAAUAUUGGUCUGGAUGGUUCAAAGGACUGUCUAACAUUUUUUUGAAUUGUCCAGUGCCAAAAAUGUUAUUGUUGGCUGGAAUAGAUAGGCUGGACAAAGAGCUCAUGGUUGGGCAAAUGCAAGGUAAAUUCCAGUUGCAAGUUUUGGGACAGUGUGGCCAUGCUGUGCAUGAAGAUGUUCCAGAAAAACUAGCAGAUAUAAUGGCAUCAUUUAUGGACUUUCCCUGCAUGCUAAAAAAUAAGAAAGAGUGCAAGAAGACAAGAAACUGGGAAAUGCAAUGUGUUCUGAGGUGGAGAAAUUGGCUGACAGUUCUGCUCUCAGAAGAUGCCUUUGAUGCAGAAGUUCUUCCAGCUCCUUUGGGUAAAGCUUUUUAUCUCUGCAAGUACACAGCUGCUACUUCGCCGUUGAAUUCCAGGUGAUAAAUAUUUUGGUUUCUUCUUUUAUUAUACAAAAUCCAACUCUUUUGUAUGCCAACAUCUUACAUCCGUGUGUGUGUGUGUGUGUGUGUGUGUGUGUGUGUGUGUGUGUGUGUGUGUGUGUGUGAGGGGGCACGCACGUGCGCUCACUUUUUUAGUUGCGGAAAUCUCUGGACUUGCUCAACUUCUGGAGCACCACCACAUGAAGAAGAGAUUGCUGUGACAACUGAGUUGUCCAGCCACUGCACAUACUGCUCUAUUGAUUCUCAACUGCUGGCUCAAAAUGUAUUGGAAAAUGAUUUUUUGUUCCCAGUGGACAUUCUUUAGGAAUUGUGUUUUCUCUCAUGGUACCAAUGGCAGAGUAUCCACAGUACUUGAGAAAUGAAAACAGAGAUGCACCUGCAAGUAGAUUGUCCAUGUGGAAACUGUAGCAAAGUUCUCUCUUCACUUCAGGAAUGUCAUCUAAUAAAACAAGUUAAGGACUUGCUGCCUUGUCAAAAAACUGCUCAUAGACUGUAUUUCCUUUAGGACCUUUGCCCUGAUAAAGUCCAUAAUUUACCAAAUAUCCAUCUUUGGUGUUGAGGCUCCAAAUCUUGUAGCUGAACCUAAUAGGCUUACCGCAGCUGAAUUGUUUGUGUCCAUGACAGCCAGAGUACUUCAACAUACAUUCAUAAUAUGACAGAUGUUCCUCAGGUAUGAAAUUCUCAAUGCAGUGCUUCAUCUCCAUAACUGCAGCCCUUGGUCUCGCUGGAGAUCUGCCCACCAUCCUCACAGAUACCGAUACCAGUGUUAACAGUUUGGUGAAAUUUUUUGAACUAUCAGGCCUCGUCCCUAAAGUGGUGGGGAAGGGCAGCAGACUUUAGUAUGUUAUAAACUGCUCUGCAUGUGGGGACAGCCUUCGUCCCCACCCAUGAGAUUUCAUGUUGACUUUUCGUCAGGGCACUGAUGACCGUGAUGUUGAGUGCCCCCCUCAACCCAAUUCAUCAUCAUAAUCAUCAUCAUCAUUUCCAUAACUGGACAGAUUUUCCGUGCUUUGUCAUUUUGAUCGAUCUUAGUAUUAUGUGCACAGUGUAAAAACCUCUCUUCUUGUAGGCUGAGACACAGCCAAGUUUUGCAUCUCAUCUUUUGAGUCCCAAUAGUCUCUUUUAGAAGGUAACUUGUUGUAGCCACUAACAUACAAAAUGGAGAUUAAACACUAUAUCUUGUCUGCUGUAAUUUUUGGGUCCUGACAAUUGAGAACUAAUAUUAAUGCUUUGUUUCUUUCAUCAAAUGCUCAAUAAAUUCCUGGUCAAUAAAAAGUUCAAAUGUAUUGAUGAUCAACAUGAUUCUGUAUCUUGAGUACGCAGGUCUUGGAAAUGUAGAGGGAUUUUGAAUGUCAAAGUCAGCUCCUUUCUCCCACCUCUGCCCUCGUGUAUCUCCAUUAGAAGACCAGUUCACAAUAUUGCCAGAUAAUAAGGUAGAUCCUACUUUGGAUACAGAGUGCUCUGGUAGACUUGGACAUGGUGCAGCUGGUUCAGAUGCAAUAGGAUCUGCGCAGCAUUCAUUGAUUGUGCCAGUGGGUCAUGGUCCUCAUAAUAAACACAAAUCCUUUGUUGUUUGGCAGCCUUAUUGCAGCAUUAGCUCAUAACUGGGGAGAGGACAGGUUGUCUACUAAUCUUUAACAAUACAAAAUGGAAUAAAAAAAUCAUAAAGUAGUCUGUGUCAGUACCAGUAAACAGACAAUUCAAAACAAACCAGUGAUAGGCCUACUUACCUGCCAACAUAAUUUCCUGAAUCUUCAUCUGUGUUUAAAUUCAGAUCUGAUGGCUCAACAAACACAUCACCAUCAGUAUCAUCAUUAUUAAGAACACCCAGUGCCUCAGAAAGCGAUAAACCUCUUCCAAAACAAGAAAGGGAAUUUUUUUCAUUUUACUGAGUAGAAGUGCCUCAUGGCAACACCAAAGUUCAAACAGCCUAGCUCAACAUAAUUUACUGCACAACAAGCAAUAAUUUUCAAAGAAUUUAUAUUUGAGUAUACAAAGUAUAACCAUACUAAAAACAAAGUCAUAUUUCGUAUAUUAUUGUGUAACACAUACUUACUCAAAAUUAUAUUCCAUUUUUCUUUCUCAUUCAGCAAAUGACAAAUUCCAACACUGCAUACAUUGCGACUUUUAAAUGUACUGUUAAAACUUGCAUUGUAGUGAUCUUUACAGUCUUAUGAAAUAGAAGCAAGUGCUACCAACACUCUUGCUUCAUUGAUGUCAUGGAAACGAUUUUAAGAUAGUGUAACAAGCAUUGCCAUAUGACAACGCACAAUGCUAAUGGGUUAAUGGGACAUUUUGUAGGACUAAAGCAAGUUUUUUGCAGAAAUUAAGCUGUUAUUCAUGGUCUGAAAAAGCAAAUACCAGUAUCACUAUAGUCUGAUUAAAAUUACCUUUUAGUUGACUUCUGUCACUUACUGCUACAGUGUUGUCACAUUGACUG
This is a messenger RNA of Schistocerca serialis cubense, 4109 nucleotides long. Its product is annotated as protein phosphatase methylesterase 1. Gene Ontology annotation, biological process: protein demethylation. The record is from RefSeq and is a predicted model, not a curated record. The transcript is spliced from 10 exons. Bases 276 to 1649 code for a protein of 457 amino acids. NCBI's taxonomy places the organism in Eukaryota, Metazoa, Arthropoda, Insecta, Orthoptera, Acrididae. Gene Ontology annotation, molecular function: protein methylesterase activity.